Molecule: messenger RNA, 1806 nt
Organism: Gadus chalcogrammus (walleye pollock)
Lineage: Eukaryota; Metazoa; Chordata; Actinopteri; Gadiformes; Gadidae
Gene: mrps7
Product: mitochondrial ribosomal protein S7
Exons: 5
Coding region: 30-719 (229 amino acids)
Biological process (GO): ribosomal small subunit assembly; translation
Cellular component (GO): ribosome
Molecular function (GO): mRNA binding; rRNA binding; structural constituent of ribosome
Source: RefSeq, a predicted model, not a curated record
GGUCCUUGAAAUACUGUCACAUUUUCAAGAUGGCUGCCUCCAUCACAGGUUUAUUGAAACCUUGGACGCCAAGGGUGAUCUUGGUGAGAUGGAGCAGGUACAACCCGUACUACCUGGAGCCGGAGAUUCAGAGGGAGGCUUACAGCGUUCCAGAUACAGAGCUGACCACUGAAGAGAAGCAGCAGCGCGAGCUAAAGGAGCUUAGACCCAUAAAAGCAGCCACCAGUGGGAUUACUAGUUCGGUUUUCAGUGACCCAGUAUUAAGUAAAUUCAUCAACAUGAUAAUGAAAGGUGGAGACAAGGUUUUGGCCAAAAACAUCAUGACGGACACACUGGAGCACGUGAAGAGGAAACAGGUGGAAAAGUACCACAAGGCGCCCCAGGGGAAAAGAGAGGACAUUGAGUGUAAUCCGUACACCAUCUUCCACCAGGCCCUUGACAACUGUAAGCCCGUCAUUGGAUUGGCCAGCAUACAGAAGGGAGGCAAGUUCUACCAGGUUCCCAUCCCUCUUACUGACAAUCGCCGGCGCUUCCUGGCUAUGAAGUGGAUUAUCACAGAGUGCAGGGAGAACAGACACAGGCGCACGCAUCUCUAUGAAAAACUUUCCCAGGAACUUCUGGCGGCCUUUGUGAAGGAGGGCAACGUAAUUAAGAAGAAACACGAGCUACACAAGAUGGCAGAAUCCAACAGAGCCUAUGCCCACUACCGCUGGUGGUAGUCAGUUUAGAGCGCCCCCGCUAUAAGUGUGGGUUUAAAACAAGACAAACUCCACUGGACCUGAAACACACUGACUGUACCCCUGCCCCGGGUGCAGUGGAAUCCAUUCUGGGUGGUGGAGUACCCACAAUUCAAUUGUACAUCAUUCAUCAUCUUAAGCCCAACUGUAUUUAGACACUUUUUUUGUAUUGCGUGUGUAUGAUGUAUAAACUUGCAGUGACAAUUAUACAAUGCCCAUCGUAUAUUGAUAACAUUUCAUACAUACUAAUUGAUAAAUGGAUACAGCAGUGUGGAAAUUCUACUUUGGCUCUCAUCAAUCCUGGAAGAAUAUUGCAACGUUAAUGAUAAGUAUGGCUUGUUAAUGACAGAUCAAUUUGUGUCCACCAAUAGUCUUCCCCUUCUAAAACAAACAAAUCCAAUGACUGGCUGUGAAACCUGAAUAAGGUAAAGACAAGGCCAUGAACUUUUAGGGAACUAGUCGUUAUAAAGUCGGCGGCAGUAGCUCAGGAGGUAGAGCAGGUUGGCUGGUGACCGGAAGGUUGCUGGUUCGAUCCCCGGCUCCUCCUAGCUGAGUGUCGAGUCGUCCCUGAGCGAGACGCCCCACCCUGACUGCUCUGGUCAGAGAGGUGUGGCGUCCCCUGUCUGUAUAAGCUAUCGAAAGGAAUAUCGAAAGGUUACUCCCGAGGAGACUUGAUAAAAUGAAUGAAUGAAAUGAAGUCGUUAUAAAUGAUUCAGUAACUAAGUUCUACAAUAAGGGUACAUCAAUAAACUUAGCAUUUAGUUAGUGGCCUAGUAUACUUGACAUGUUAAUGACAGAUCAACUUGUGUCCACCAUGCGUUAAUGCUAAGGUAUUAUUGUAAAUCAUUUAAUAGGGUUUCCUAACCCCUAAAGUUUGGACUGAAGCUAAUCCUCAAAUUCAACAAAUUAAAUUCACAAACUCAAUUACACAUCUAAAGAAAUGUUUUAUUAAAUAAAACAUCUUUCACUUAUUACAGUGAUCCCUGUUUUCAAUGGUUCUAACCCAAAAUGUAGCUGGUUACUGGUCUGAUUGUUCACUUUGGUCAGUGAAGAAGCUGUCACCUAGCAA